AAUGCGCCAGAGUAGCGCGAGCUGUAGAGAUGCACCCAAAUAUCCAAGGCGCUGUUUGCGUGUCUUACAAGUUUCAGGAAAGGUUUUGGACAUUUAGAUGUUUAUAGGUCUAAGGUAUUUCAGUUAUUCGUUGCUGCUUCCUCUUUCAGUUUGGCGGAGAAGAUCUUUAGCAGCGUAGCGUCAAACCUUACUUCACUUUGUUUCCGAGAUCCUCGUUUUAUGGUGACAGCCUACGUUUAUAGUCGAAACAUUUUGAUGUGUUUGUCGGUGCUUUGUGGGGAAUACACAUGCGUCCCACUUUAGACAUUAAAACAAAUGGAAGAAGAGAGCUGUUGUGCAGAAGUCGUGUCCAAAGUAAACGACGAUUUGUUGGCGUUCCUGCGCAUCGAUGUGGAGCUCGAGCCCUUGUGUGACAGAGAGGAGGCCACGUGCUCUAAGAAUGUCAUGCGCAAGCAGCGGAACUGGGAGAGGAGACUGGAGGCGAAGAAAAGCAAAAGAAGAGAGGAGAAACAGAGAAAGAAGCUCAGCAAACAAAACAAAGAUGUGAACGAGUCGCAGCUCAGUAAACGAGUUUUAAAAGCGAUUACCAAAGAGAGACUGGAGGAAGCCAGAAGAGCAGGACCUGGCCUGUGUGUUGAUCUCAGCAUGAUUGACUAUCUGUCUGCCAAAGAAAUCAGCCGCCUUGCAUGUCAGAUCAGGCGCCUCUAUGGAUGCAAUAAGAAAGCCUUACAGCCUUUUCGCAUAUUUCUGACAGAGUUAAAAGAGGACAGUCUGCUGUAUAAAGAAUGUGUUCGGAUGAAUGACGGCUUCCUGAAUUAUUUGAUUGAUGUGACUGAGGACAGCUGGCUUCAUCUGUUUCCCUCUGAAGAUGUGAUAUAUUUAACCCCGGAUGCAAGUCAAGCUUUAGAGUAUGUGGAGGAAGAUAAAGUCUACAUCCUUGGAGGUUUAGUGGAUGAAACCAUACAAAAGAAAAUAAGCUACACGAGGGCGAAAGAGCUCGGCGUUCGUACGGCACGGCUGCCGAUUGACGAGUACAUGGUGAAGAGACCAAACCCCAAAAACUUCCACUCUAAAAUCCUAGCCAUUAACCAAGUGUUUGAAAUCCUUCUGACAUUUCGGGACACUAAAGACUGGAUUAAAGCGCUUGCUGCUGGAAUACCUCCAGGAAAAGGUUACAUGGUGGCGUCAGCGGCAUCUACAGACAUUAAAACUCCAGAAGAGCUGUAGUGUGUCUAUAGGCUUUGCUUUCAUAGAGUUUAUAAGACACUGAGCCUAUGAUAGUCAAGUAAAGUUUAUUUAUAUAGCACAUUUCAUACAUAGUGGUAAUUCAAAGUGCUUUACAUAAAGUAAAAUAAUCAUGAAAAAAAAAUCAUCACAAAAGUAAAACAAGGAAUUUAAAAACUUUGAAAAUUAUUGAAACAUUUAUUUAAAACAGUUAAAAAUAGAAAAUCAUUUUACAUAAAAUACAGUGCAAUCAGUUUGGACAUCGCACAGUGAUCAUUCAAUAAAUGGACAACUAAACAAA
Cyprinus carpio (common carp) is the source of this 1525-nucleotide messenger RNA. It is a transcript of the gene trmt10b, whose product is annotated as tRNA methyltransferase 10B. Gene Ontology annotation, cellular component: nucleoplasm; nucleus. Lineage: Eukaryota; Metazoa; Chordata; Actinopteri; Cypriniformes; Cyprinidae. Gene Ontology annotation, biological process: tRNA N1-guanine methylation. Gene Ontology annotation, molecular function: tRNA binding. The record is from RefSeq and is a predicted model, not a curated record.